Messenger RNA from Procambarus clarkii (red swamp crayfish), 3698 nucleotides. The record is from RefSeq and is a predicted model, not a curated record. Lineage: Eukaryota; Metazoa; Arthropoda; Malacostraca; Decapoda; Cambaridae.
ACCUCGCCCUCUGGGUCCGUACCUGUUCUCCACUCCACCUGCCAGACGGCUCUGACCGGCUGUAUCACGGAGCCCACCUGCAGGAGGCUCCUGGACCCCGUGCUGGCCAUGUGUGAUAACGAGUGCAACAGAGAGGCCUGCAUGAGCAACUUGGUCACCUUCUACAGGAAUGUUGAGUCCAAGUGGGCCCUUGAAGUUGCCUUCUGCCUAUGCAAGAAGAGCAGCCUGACCGCGAACGAGUGCCUGAUAGCGCAGGAGAAGCUGCACCCAUCCUGUGCCCGCAAGACCGCUGGACCCGUGCCCAUGCGGUGUAACCGCCUGGCAGCUGCCUGCAAGGAAGACAUUGGCUGCAGGCACCGACUGGAGUUCUACGAGCAAGCGUGUGCAGUGGACAGCGACACUCGCAGGUGUGCUGGCUCGACUGCAGAGUGCCGGCGGGCGGUGCUGGGUAUCCUGGGCACUCAACUUCGCAGCUUGUGCACAUGCUCCGCCUCCGACCCCAGGGAAACCUACAUCUGCAUGGAUUGGCAGCGCAUCCUGUGGUUUAACCCAUGCGUUGUCGAGUCCCAGACGGACUACCACCGCGAGAUGCUGGCUGCCCUGGGUCCUGGGGAGGUGGUCACUACCACUGCCAACAUCUUUUACACCCCCAUCGUAACCAUGGGGGUUCCCCUCGAGCCGGUCCAGAACGGACCUGACAAGAGUCCCAUUAUAGGCCGGCCUGGAGUAGUCAUCCACCCUCCCUCCGCCACCACUUCCAGCUCUCAAUUCACGCCUCCCUACACUAACUCCUACCCACGACGACCGCCGCCCACACCACCACCCACGCCACCCACCACCACUACGAUACCUACUACUACAUUGCCGCCAAAGUACUGCGAGAAGCGGCACUCGAACGAUGAGACCAUAGACUACAUCGAGGAGGGGUGGGGCAAGCGCUUCUACAAGGACGAGGAGUGCUCCGAAUUGUGCCUGUGUCACGCUGAAGAGAAGUUAGCAUGCAGCGUGUUGGAGUGUGUAGAGGCGCGUCCUUGUGAAACCAGCUAUGCUGUUUAUACCCACGCUGCCCCGGCUUACCAGGCCUCCCGUGGAGAGUGUUUUUGUUACUCAGGGUCCUUCAUCUGCGUCAGGCCUCCGCAAGACAACUACGAUGUGAACCACGGCGUGUUCUUGUUUAUCGGGUAUAGCAAGGCUGAGGAACUCCUCCUGCGGCCGUACACCAAGAUCUCCCUCGUGGAUGCUGCCAUGGACAAACUAGGUGACCUGGUGCGGGAAUCUUCACUUCAGCUCAAUGGACGCGACCGCCGAGUAAGUAGCCCCGACGUCCGACACAUCAAGUCUGAUUGCCGUCUGGAAAUCGUGACCCAUGUUGGAGAAAACAUAAUUCUUCAGGCAACUCUGGAAGAGUACGAGGACAGCAGGGACAACAUGUCAGCAGUGAUGCUUCACAAUGAAAAGGAGGCGUGUGAGGAUGUGGUGCGUGAUGUGGGACAAAAGAUCAACAACCACGCCAAGGAGGUCCGAGAGGACAUGGCACUGUCAGUGCUCAUUCUAGCAGAGGUUCAGGUGCAUGUACCACCGCUGCCUGCCUCUGCCACCAUGGUUCAGUUCUGCCCACUCCUCCUCCUCUUGCCCCUUGCUGCCCUUGCUUCACAUCAACAUGUACUGCUCGCCUCAUGAUACAUGUGGCUGCCUAUGCCUGCAGUUAAUUAGAGUUGCCUAGGUAGAGUUUUGUUACUGAGUUGCGCAUGCGUGACAUGCAUGCUGAGCCCAGUUGCCCCGGGAGUGGGCGGUACACGUGGUUCACGUGGCCAGUAGCUUCCAUGGAUCCCAUCACCCUUUGUACCAUUUUUGUACUGCACUGUGACGCCUGAAGAGGCUACGCUAUGCGUGGCUGCUCCUGUGUCUCCCGCCACAUCCCCUGGCAGGCCGGUAGCUGGCUGACCACGGGCACAGGGGCUCUUGUCCUGCUGGACACUACCACAAUUUUUUUUUUUUUUGUUAAUAACCUAGUUUAUUUGUAAACUCUGUAUGAUGGUAUUUUUUGGAAGCAUAAUUUUAAUGAAGUGUUUAAGGAGAAAAGUGUUGGUAGAGGGAGCGAUGGAUGCGAGAGGAGUGCUGGUGGCCUGCUCACUGCCUUACUGUACCAUUCCCAGAGCCCCGGAGAGCCUGAGGAACUCCCUUCCUCUGCUGCCCUCAACAGGUUCUUGUCCGUGGUGGGUCGUUGGUGUUGUUAAUGAUUAUUCUCCCCACUUGUCUUACACCGCCAGUCACCACCUUGCAGGGAAACCACACAACUCUUUCUGCUGCAUUCACACCAAGGAACAAUAUCAUGGCUGCCUUAUGGAAAGCUUUGAAGUUAAUUUAGUUGAGGAAAAAGAGAUUUCAGAUUUUCAUUUUGUGCAAUUUUUUACCGAUUCUAAAUUACACGUUCGAGAAAAUCUAGAGCUCAAAGGUUGUGUAUCUUCCUCUGAAGUUGGUCAUUACCGUCCAGUUUUACAGACUGGGAGCUGUUGAGUCUGAACUAAUCCUCUUACUGAUACUUACUUCCCACACUCAAGGAAGAAAGCAGCAUAAUUUAUAAUUUUAUGUCUAUAUAUUAGAUGUAAAUAUGAUUGAAACUUGUCAAGCUACCUACCACAGAUGAGGGAUGAGAGUAGUAACCAAGAUCAUUAUAAAGAGUGUAUUCCUGCCAUUGCAUAACAUGCCCACUAAAGCCACAGGCUUCCAUCCUGUGAUUUCCAAAUUAUACAGACUCUGCUAACCAAGCUCUUGUUCUGUUGGUUAGCUCACCCUCAAAUCAGUUACUGGCAGAGAAGGUAUGCUGAGGCAAGGCAGUGUGCAUCACUUGUCCAUUUCAUUAAGACUUGUAAUUUGGUCAAUAACUGCUCAUGUGACUGCACAAAGAGCCUUAACUAUACUAGGAGGACCUCGGUAAACCUAACAGACUUCCUGCCUUGACAGUAGUAUAACAUACCAUAAAGGAGGUUAGGUGAUGGCAGGGAUGAAUUUAUGCCAUUGAUGGUUUACAGUGUAAACCCCAAUGAUUAAAGACCAACAGCUCUGCCACUCUGAUGCCUUAUUGUGCAUCAUAUCAGGUUUUGUGUUAGCUCUUGUUUGCAUAGUUGGAAAUGAGAGCAUUGUGAAUGGAUUUUGAAGUUGUUGCUUAUGUAUUCAUUGAUGUAAUACAGUAUGUUAAUGAUUUAGUAUGCUAACUUUUUCUCAUAACCCACACCCACUGAAGAUAACCUCUUACACACAGCAUUAUAUGACAAAGAGUAUUGGGAAGAGGGGACACCACAAGUGUAGCUCCCAUCCUGUAGCUACACACACAAAAAUAGACAGCACUCGGUCAUAGUCCUAAGGGCCCGGGGUCAAUUCCCAGUUGAGGCAUAAACAAAUGGGCAGUUUCUUUCACCUGAAUCACCCAUUCACCUAGCAGUAAAUAGGUACCUAGGAAUUAGACAGCUGCUACAGGCUGCAUCCUGGAGAUGUCUGUGUCUGUGUGAGAAGUAUAUAUAUAGUAGAUAUGAUAAAGGAAAAUAGGUCAGGAAUCAGUACAUUAGACUACUAACUGUUAGUAAGGCAGGGUCCAAGAGCUAAUGGCUCAAUCCUGCAGGCACAAAUAGUAAACAUGUGCACACACAUAUAUUCCAUAGUCAUAUCAGGAGGAAAAUGACUGUGAAUGAGCAGGUUAU